AUGGUGCAGAUCAGCGAAGUCAAGGGGGACUCGCGCGGGAACAGAACGGCCGCGCACACACAUAUUAAGGGCCUGGGAUUACGUCCAGAUGGCACUGCUGAGCCAUCUGCAGAUGGCUUUGUGGGGCAGACUGCCGCCAGAGAGGCAUGCGGUGUGGUCGUGGAUUUGAUCAAGGCGAAGAAGAUGUCAGGGCGGGCAGUGCUUCUUGCUGGUGGACCUGGGACAGGCAAAACUGCACUUGCGCUGGCCGUGUCGCAAGAGCUGGGUACAAAAGUCCCCUUCUGUCCUAUUGUCGGAAGCGAAAUCUAUUCGGCAGAAGUGAAGAAGACGGAAGCUCUCAUGGAGAACUUUCGGAGGGCUAUUGGCCUGCGAGUCCGUGAAACCAAGGAGGUUUACGAGGGCGAGGUCACCGAGCUCACUCCAGAGGAGGCGGAGAAUCCUCUGGGCGGUUACGGAAAGACGAUUAGCCAUCUGAUCAUUGGUCUCAAGUCGUACAAAGGAACGAAGAAGCUACGUCUCGAUCCCAGCAUCUACGAGGCUAUCCAGAAGGAGCGUGUCACGGUUGGCGACGUUAUUUAUAUCGAAGCGAACACCGGUGCCUGCAAGCGAGUCGGCAGGUCAGACGCAUACGCCACCGAGUUCGACCUCGAGGCGGAAGAGUACGUGCCAGUACCCAAGGGCGAAGUACAUAAGAAGAAGGAGAUCGUUCAAGAUGUCACCUUGCACGACUUGGACAUGGCAAACGCACGGCCGCAGGGUGGCCAGGAUGUGAUGAGCAUGAUGGGACAGCUCAUGAAACCGAAGAAGACCGAGAUCACGGACAAGCUACGACAAGAGAUCGACAAAGUUGUCAGUCGGUAUAUCGACCAGGGUGUUGCGGAGCUCGUCCCUGGCGUCCUGUUCAUUGACGAGGUCCACAUGCUCGAUAUUGAAUGCUUCACCUACCUCAACCGCGCCCUCGAGUCCCCCAUCUCCCCGAUUGUCAUCCUGGCGUCGAAUCGCGGCAACACCGUCAUCCGCGGCACCGACGACAUUGUAGCCGCGCACGGUAUUCCUCCCGACCUCCUCGCGCGCCUGCUCAUCAUCCCCACCCACCCUUACACCCCGGAGGAAAUCAAGACCAUUGUCCGCCUGCGCGCCAAGACAGAGGGCCUCAACAUCACCGACGCAGCUCUCGACAAGGUGGCCGAACACGGCAGCAAGACCAGCCUGCGGUAUGCACUCCAACUUCUCACCCCGGCCAGUAUCCUCGCCCGUGCAAACGGCCGACCCGGCAGCAUCGACGUGGACGACGUCACCGAGUGCGAGGACCUGUUUAUCGACGCGAAACGCAGCGCAAACAUUGUCGGCCAAGAAAAUGGCAGCUAUGUCUCAUGA
Molecule: messenger RNA, 1377 nt
Organism: Rasamsonia emersonii CBS 393.64
Lineage: Eukaryota; Fungi; Ascomycota; Eurotiomycetes; Eurotiales; Trichocomaceae
Product: DNA helicase
Exons: 4
Coding region: 1-1377 (458 amino acids)
Biological process (GO): box C/D snoRNP assembly; regulation of transcription by RNA polymerase II; chromatin remodeling
Cellular component (GO): Swr1 complex; Ino80 complex; R2TP complex
Molecular function (GO): ATP binding; ATP hydrolysis activity; DNA helicase activity
Source: RefSeq, a predicted model, not a curated record